Ipomoea triloba (trilobed morning glory) is the source of this 1498-nucleotide messenger RNA. RefSeq names its product mitochondrial import inner membrane translocase subunit TIM50-like. Bases 81 to 1169 code for a protein of 362 amino acids. Lineage: Eukaryota; Viridiplantae; Streptophyta; Magnoliopsida; Solanales; Convolvulaceae. The record is from RefSeq and is a predicted model, not a curated record. Gene Ontology annotation, molecular function: phosphoprotein phosphatase activity. The transcript is spliced from 10 exons.
UGGUAAACCCCUCGCAGAACCCUUCUGCAAGUCGUCUCCACCAUUGUUCUAUGUUUAAACCCUAACGAUCAAUCACCAAAAUGCACGCAGUAGUUCGAUCUCGUUCGGCUCGUGUUUCCUCUCUUCUUUCGAGGAACAGCCGCCGCUCCUCCUCCAGCUCCGCCACCAAUCCCCCGGAGGAUCCGAUCAUAUCCUCUGCAAGAGUCGUCCACAAUCAAUCUCCGCCGUCGCAUACCUCUCCACCCUCUUCUGUGCCUCCGGCAGCCGGAGCUGAGAGUAAACCAUGGAAUUUUCUCAUGUACGCCCUCGCCGCCGCCAUCACUGGCGGUGCUGCCACAGCUGGAUACGCCACCUACGCUUACUCUUUGGAUGAAGUUGAACAAAAGACAAAGGCUUUACGUGCUGCAGCAAAUUACACUGUUGGAGAUGAUGCACCUGCUUCUGAGAAAUUUCAAUCUCGGUUGUACUCUUCUGUAAUGACAGUGCCUGCAAAGUUAGUCGAAUUUUACCUAGACAUGAGGCAGUUGACAGAAGAACAUGUUCGAGGUUAUACAGAACCAACAUCUGAUAAACUCCUGCCAGAUUUGCACCCCAUGGAGCAGCAUGUGUUUACCAUUGUUCUUGAUCUAAAUGAGACACUGAUAUACUCUGAUUGGAAGCGUGACAGGGGUUGGGCAACUCUGAAAAGACCUGGUGUUGAUGCUUUUCUCGAACAUUUAGCUCAAUAUUAUGAAAUUGUUGUAUACUCUGACCAGUUGAACAUGUAUGUUGAUCCUGUUAUUGAAAGGUUGGAUCAAAAGCACUGUAUUCGGUAUCGGCUCUCAAGAGGUGACACUAAAUAUGUCAAUGGGAAGCAUUAUAGAGACCUUUCGGCACUGAACAGGGAUCCUGGAAGGGUUAUUUAUAUUAGUGGUCAUGCAGUUGAAAGUAGCCUCCAGGCGGAAAAUUGUGUGGAAAUAAAACCAUGGAAAGGAGAAGUUGAAGAUACAGCACUUUUGGAUCUUAUUCCAUUUCUUGAAUAUGUUGCCAAACAUAGGCCGGCCGAUAUACGGCCCGUUUUAGCUUCAUACCAAGGACGUGAUAUUGCCAAGGAGUUCAUCGAACGAUCCAAAGAGCACCAGAGGCGAAUGCAGGAACAAAAGCAGCAAGGCAGUUUCUGGCGUCGCUAGGCGAAUGCAAAUGGAAAUUGUACGAAUGCAGUUUCUUCGUUGAAAUAAUGAGAACGUGUCAAGGCAGAGGCGUAUAAUUUAAACCAAUUUUGAGUCGAGAACUCCAUCCCGGGCUAGAGAAAUCAACUGGCCACUAAAGUCUUCAUUCUUUUUGCAUUUGAAUGGUUGAGUCCACCAAUAUAAUUGCAAUUUGUGUACUAUAGCUAACUGAUAUUUGCUUGUAUUUUUCUUUCUUGUCUGGAAAAAAUGCUACUUUACAUGGCCCAACAUUGUAAUGGAGGCAUGGAGCUCUACUUCAAUUCUUGGAUAUUCCAUUACUUUUCUAGUUA